This is a messenger RNA of Oncorhynchus keta (chum salmon), 1886 nucleotides long. RefSeq names its product forkhead box protein P3-like. Gene Ontology annotation, molecular function: DNA-binding transcription repressor activity, RNA polymerase II-specific; RNA polymerase II cis-regulatory region sequence-specific DNA binding. Gene Ontology annotation, biological process: regulation of transcription by RNA polymerase II. NCBI's taxonomy places the organism in Eukaryota, Metazoa, Chordata, Actinopteri, Salmoniformes, Salmonidae. The transcript has 14 exons. Gene Ontology annotation, cellular component: nucleus. Bases 106 to 1431 code for a protein of 441 amino acids. The record is from RefSeq and is a predicted model, not a curated record.
AGCAUCUCUUCCUCCUGAGAACAGGAAGACAGAAAGUGAGCAGGAGAUACAGAGUAAGAAGCACCUUCGGGAGUGAUUACAGCUGUACGUCUUUCUGGCCCAGGGAUGCCACAGACUGAGAGUGAGAGGUUGAAGAGUGGGCGACUGAACAGUGGUAGACAGCAGCAGCAGCGAGAUCGGCGGGGUGAACACGGAGAAGAGCCAGACACACGUACCAAGCCAAAUGAUUCUGUCUCACCUCGGCUCUAUGCUCGUACCUCUGUUACUCAGAUGGGUUUCCCAUUGAUGAUUGGACCUGGAGGUCCACUGGCCUCAUCUCAGCUCCAGAACAUACUGUUACAGCAGUGUUCCAGUGAGGAGGAGAGGAGACCUUUCCUGCAGCGGGUGUCUCGGUGCCCCCAGUUGAGCCAGCACAGACCCUCUGUCCUACGCCAGGCUGUGCUGGCUGCCCACGUACGACCACAGGCGGCCGGUUCAGCUCAACCCAUAUCACCGUGCAAGGUGGAGGUGGACACAGGGAGCCGUGGACAGUCCUCACCCCCACACUCUGAGCACUCUCCUGGGCCCACUCGUCACCCCUCUCCCCUGAGGAGAGCAAAUCCUAAGCAGAGCUCCAUCAUCACCAGGCAUCAUGAGCCAGGUCACCCAACCCUACGGAGCUCCAGUGCUCUGUUUCUCAACGGACUCUGCUGCUGGCCAGGCUGCGAUGCGGUAUUUGAAGAAUUUCCACGUUUUUUGAAACACCUCCACUCUGACCAUGGCCAUGGAGACAGAAGCAUUGCACAGUGGAGGGUACAACAAGACAUGGUGCAAUACAUGGAGACCCAGCUGACUGUGGAAAAACAGAAACUCUUUGCAAUGCAACUCCAUCUGCACCUGUCUGAACACAAAUCAACUAACAUGAAGGCAGGUUCAGAUCGGCCCUACAGCCACAGCCUGGCACUAGUCCUGCCCCAGAACCCAUCCCCGGCCCUGGCAGCAGAUGGAGUGCCACGCUGCUCCACUAAAGAGCCAGAGGAGCUGGCACAGCAUGAGCAUUGGCCCGCUGCCGCUCCCCACCAUCUACUCCCAGAUCUUGUCCCGAGUGUUGAGUGUUACAAAUACAACAACAUCCGGCCUCCGUACACCUACGCCUGCCUGAUAAGAUGGUCUAUCCUGGAGUCUCCAGACAAGCAGCGCUCUCUGAAUGACAUCUACAACUGGUUCACCACAAUGUUCUUCUACUUCCGACACAACACGGCCACAUGGAAGAACGCUGUCCGUCAUAAUCUUAGCCUCCACAAGUGUUUUGUUCGAGUGGAGGGAGGCAAGGGAGCUGUCUGGACAGUGGAUGAAAUGGAAUAUCAAAGGAGAAAGGGACAAAAAUAUCACAGGGAUCAUCAUGUGAAAUGGUUGGCACCCUUCUCCUUAUUCCGUCCAGAGGAACCUUGAACAUAGCCAUCCCUUCAGUGAAUUAAAAACUACAGGAAAAGGAGGUCACCAGGACCUAUAACUGAAUCAGGUAUAUUAUAACAGGGCUGGACCAAAAGCCUCCAUAUUAGUUCUCCAGGCGGAGACCAGUCCUGGUCUACAGUAUCUACAGCACCCAGCACCACCUUCUUUGUUCAGCAGCAGAUGGUGCUAUAAUACAUAGCAUAGCCCCGGACUCUUUUGCCUCUCUAGACUGAUUAUGAAGAAGUGUGCAUGGCUGGAAUGGCAAUAUAUUCUGCAGCCUUUGAAAUAAAAAUAUACACUUAAAAAUUAUUUGUCAAUAAAAAAACAGUGAAAAGGUGAACAAUCAUUUUGUUUUGUAGUGUUGGCUACAUUUAUGUUACAGCAAGCAAGUACAAAUUGGACAUUCUGUCAAAAAUUCAUAAAAUAAUGAAUAAAAUUAAUAUUUGAAUGUA